AUGGUAAAUCACGGCCCUGCGGUUCGAAAUGAAGCUGAGAACUCUGAAACAGCCAUUAAGGCUCGAUUUGGAGCAGAACUCCCGUACAACAUUGGCGCCUGCGACGACCCAUGCUCGUAUUGCGGCGCACUCCAUUGGAAGUUGGAACGCCAACGAGGCACCUUCACUGCGGAAACGGCAGUCUACGCUGCUUGCUGCCAAGAAGGCGCGGUUAAGCUACCCAGCACUACCCAUGAGAACGAACUCACACCAGAAUUUCUAAAGCGGCUCUUAACCGAUCAGGACCGAGCUUCGAAAGAGUUUAGACACGAAAUUCGACGUUAUAACAACUCACUGUCCUUUGCUUCUACCGGUACGAAGCAGGACGUUUCCCGCGAUGACAGUCAACGUCGUCUCGAAGAGCGUCAUUCAGUAAGGUCAAUUCAAUUUUGA
This is a messenger RNA of Melampsora larici-populina 98AG31, 432 nucleotides long. RefSeq lists its product as uncharacterized. Bases 1 to 432 code for a protein of 143 amino acids. The record is from RefSeq and is a predicted model, not a curated record. The transcript is spliced from 3 exons. Lineage: Eukaryota; Fungi; Basidiomycota; Pucciniomycetes; Pucciniales; Melampsoraceae.